AUGUUCCAUUUUGAUCAAUCUGAAUUAAAUAGUUCAGAAUCAAAUGAAAUGAAUUUAGAUUAUGAUUUUGUUAGUCUUGAUAAGUGGGAUUUUAAUGUUAUCCCUCUACAACAUCAAUCCAAUGUGGAUGAAACAAAGAAGAUUAGUGGAUCUAAAUUGCCUUCAGCAUUCAAGAUUCUGAAAGAAUAUGACACAAUAAGAUUCAAAAGAUCAAAGACAGACAAGAAGAUCGUUACAAAUAGUGAAUGUAUCAAGUUAUCUGUCACAGACAAGAAGAUCAUUACUAAUAGUGAAUGUAUCAAGUUAUCUGUCGAUGAAAUCCUCCGUUUAGGUGCUGAAAAAUUCAUCCAAUCGUGUACUAUACAUGGUGAUCGCGAAGCAUACAUGCUAUUCGCGAGUUCAUUUCUUGGCCUUUCUGAAGAUGACACUAGAAAUGUGGCACUAGUCGAAAAUCUUCUUGCUUCUGCUGAGAAAGUAAGCCAGAAACAGUAUGAUCGCGCGAGGAGGAUCCUUAAUGAGUGUGACAAGUUCUGUUCCAACACUGGAAAUCCAGUUCAUAGAUUGGCAUACUACUUUUCUCAAGCACUUCGUGACAGAAUUGACAGGGACACAGGAAGAGAUUCAUCGAAAGAUAUUGGAAUGAAUCGAUUAGUACCUAAGGAGCAUUUGUUGAUGAACCUAGACCUUUCUAUGAUUGCAGCACAUCAGAACAUACCUUUGUCACAGGUGACUCAGUUUGCUGGUGUUCAAGCUAUCAUAAAUCAUGUAGGAGAAUCGAAAAAGGUUCAUAUAAUUGAUCUCGAUAUAGGAUGUAGGAUGCAAUGGACAAUCUUGAUGCAAGCUCUUUACACACAUCAAUGUGGAUGUGAAUCAUCACUCAAACAUCUCAGGAUAACUGCUUUAUGUACCAAGCUGAGGCAUAAAAUUGAGGAUACACGCGAACGAUUGAUGGACUUUGCAAUGUCCUUGAACUUGCCUUUUUCUUUCAACAUUGUGAUGGUUGAAGAUGUGAUGAAGCUAAAGCAAGAAGAUUUUGAGAUAGACGAUGAGGAAGCCAUAGCUAUCUUUGCGCGAUACAUCCUAAUGAGGAUGUUAGUGCAACCAGCCAAGUUAGACUCUUUGAUGAGAGUGAUCAGAGGUAUUAACCCUCGAGCAAUGAUCGUUAUAGAAGUGGAAGCAAACCAUAACACACCAGCAUUCGUGGACCGGUUUGUGGAAGCCCUCUUCUUCUACGGUGCAUUUUUUGACUCGUUAGAGGAUUGCAUGAGGUACGAUGAAAGAAACAGGACAGCUAUAGAAUCGGAACACUUGAGCCGGGGAAUAAGGAGCAUUGUGGCAAGCCAGGGUGAGGAAAGGACCAUUAGGCACGUAAAAGUAGACGUAUGGAGGGCAUUUUUCGCGCGAUAUGGUAUGGAGGAAAUGGAGCUAAGCAUGUCAUCAUUGUAUCAGGCAAACCUGGUGCUCAAGAAUUUUGCUUGUGGGAGUUGUUGCACACUAGAAAUGAACAAAAAUUGUCUACUAAUUGGAUGGAAAGGAACCCCUCUCAUUUCACUUUCUGCUUGGAAAUUGUCUUGA
This is a messenger RNA of Capsicum annuum, 1575 nucleotides long. RefSeq names its product DELLA protein RGL2. The transcript has a single exon. Gene Ontology annotation, cellular component: nucleus. Gene Ontology annotation, molecular function: DNA-binding transcription factor activity; sequence-specific DNA binding. NCBI's taxonomy places the organism in Eukaryota, Viridiplantae, Streptophyta, Magnoliopsida, Solanales, Solanaceae. Gene Ontology annotation, biological process: regulation of DNA-templated transcription. The record is from RefSeq and is a predicted model, not a curated record. Bases 1 to 1575 code for a protein of 524 amino acids.